CAUUCCUAAUGGCACGAUCUCCUACUCUCCUGACGUCAGCCCUAAUUUUGAUCUGGGAACUAAUGCAACCUACACUUGUGACGAUGGAUUCUAUAUCAUGGAUAUCACUGAGGCACGAGUUUGUAUAUGGAUGAAAAUGCUAUGGGAGUGUGGAGUGGUCAGAAGCCUCUUUGUGUCGCUGGCUGUGUAGCGGGUAUACACCAGGAUCAUUCUUGGCCCAACACGGCACUAGGGUCUAUUGCGCUGUCUCCUUGUCCAUGUGCUGAAUUGGGUGUGUUCGCAGGGAAUGUCAGCAGACAGUGCUCUGGGUCAAUCAGUGAGGGAGGUAUGUGGAAGGAUGAGCUUGACCUCAGCAGCUGUGAGACUACACUUUCAGACAUAUCCCGGGAAUUGUGUCAGAUUGCACUAGCACUCUCAUCAAAUAAGACAACUCAAGCAUCCAAUCAGAUUGCCAAUAUCACAUCUAAGCCACAAAAUCUGACUACAAAUCAAAUCGCCAUGGUUACUUCAAUAGUAGAGCAACUAACAGGAGAAGCUACUGUCAACCAAGAGGUGAGGGACAACUAUCUUCAAACAAUCAACAAUAUUCAGCUAGCCAAUGCUGAAGCCAUCUAUCAGAGCCAGUUGGCAAUGAAUUCAUCAACAAGGAUUCUUGCAAGCCUCGAUUCAUUUCUGGACAAUCUCAAUAUUUCAACUGUUUCCAGAAACUCCACAAGCAAUCGGACUGUUUUCAGUUUCGAAACAUUUGCUAUCACAGUGCAAGAUGUAUACCCUGGCAGUUUCCAGGGCCAGGCGUUUGUUGUUGAUUUAGGACCUGUCGAAGAGGCAAUUAAAAAUACUGGCGUUAUUGACCAAGAUGCUCUGAAAUGUAAUGGUGGUAAAGGUAAUACAGCUGACAAAAACUCAACAGCUUCUCUGCAUUUAAGCUCAUCAAUUCUUGAGGAUCACCCAGCAACAAAUCGUACCUCGCUUACGCAGAGAUUAAGUUACUCUGUUUUCUUGUCUGGUGUGCUUUUCCUUCCUGAGAACAGAAGUACUGAUCAGGUGGGAUCUAUUGUGGUGGCUGCAAGACUAGCUUGUCUGCAGACCAACAAGACAGUACCAGUACGAACUAACUUUCUGAUCAGGACGAAGGAUAAUAUCAACAGCAGCAGUUGUGCUGUGUUUAACACUCAAGAUCGGUUUGGAGCUUGGGACACUGCUGGAUGUAUAGAGAUAACCAGUUCCAAUGGGAGAAAAGAUUGCGAGUGCAGACAAUUGGGCCACUUUGGAAUACUCUUUGAUUUGAAUCCAACUUCAUUGCCUGAAAAUCUUGCAAUUGUUUUGAGCACCAUCACAUACGUUGGCCUGGGCUUGUCUGUAGUUUGUCUUCUGGUGUUCAUGUUUACCAUUUUUAUCAGCAAGAAGCUACUCGCUGAUAAGCAGAAUCAAAUCCUCAUCAACAUUAGUAUUUCCUUGAUAUGCCUGUACCUCACCUUCCUCAUUGGAGGAUUCACUGUUGGUGUCCCACCUCUCUGUGGGCUCAUGUCUGCCCUCCUGCAGUACUUCUUCCUAGUGUUCUUCUCCUGGAUGGCUGUAGAAGCUGUCUGGCUCUAUAUCAAACUGGUAGUGGUAAUGGGAUCUGAUUCCCUCACCUCCAAGUUCAUGCUGAAGGCUGGACUCCCAGCUUGGUAUAAGCACUCACUCCAGUGUGUGUUUAUUAUAUUUUAUUAGUAUGCAUGCAUGCAUGUAAUUAAGGGAUAAUUCUACAAUUGAACGCAAUGUCGUGCAUGUGCUUCUUGACUGUAUAGUGAUGAUGAUUUACCACUCCACAUGCAGUACUCCCCUUUGUGAUUGUAGCCAUAAGUGCGGGGGCAGGCCACCAGCACUACAGCAACCCAUACUACUGUCGUCCUACUGAAUGGCCUUUCUAGUUCGGAUUCAUUCUUCCUUUUGUCAUCAUCUACGUACUCAACUGGAUUGUGUUUGUUGCCAUCAUUGUAUCCAUUUGCAAGCAUUCUGCCAAUAGAAACCUCUCAUUACAAAAAGAAACCUCCCAAAGUCAACAGUUUAGCAAUUUUAAGAAGAACUUGACUAUUGCAAUGUGCCUAUCAGUUGUACUUGGCCUGGGUUGGGGCCUUGGACUAGCAUCAACAAGCUCUGGUCUGCUGGAGCUGUCAUUUCCGUUCCAAGUGAUAUUCUCGAUCUUUGUGGGCUCUCAAGGUGUGCUUAUCUUCUAUUUUUAUGGCCUUCGAAGUACUGAUUUUUGCCAGACGUGGAUAAAACUCUUUAAUUGCUCUAAAUCUAACACUGAUAACUUUGUGUCUUUUGAGAAAGGAAGUACUACUCAACGUACGGUUUCUGGCACUGCAGUAGAGGAGUUAUCGAGCAUGUCAAACACAUUGCCGAGAAAACAGUACGCCCAACACAAUGAAGAAAAAGAACUAUAGGAACACGAGAUAAAACAAUAGUUGCAUCACUUACUUGUUUGUUCCUA
Molecule: messenger RNA, 2476 nt
Organism: Halichondria panicea
Lineage: Eukaryota; Metazoa; Porifera; Demospongiae; Suberitida; Halichondriidae
Product: adhesion G-protein coupled receptor G6-like
Exons: 10
Coding region: 127-1713 (528 amino acids)
Biological process (GO): adenylate cyclase-activating G protein-coupled receptor signaling pathway; cell surface receptor signaling pathway
Cellular component (GO): plasma membrane
Molecular function (GO): G protein-coupled receptor activity
Source: RefSeq, a predicted model, not a curated record